Molecule: messenger RNA, 3021 nt
Organism: Iphiclides podalirius (scarce swallowtail)
Lineage: Eukaryota; Metazoa; Arthropoda; Insecta; Lepidoptera; Papilionidae
Source: the annotation of a GenBank genome assembly
AUGUUCUACCACGGGAAAGUUCUGGCGCAAGCAAUAAGAAUGCCACGUCCUGGCAGCCUUAAGGACCCAGACAUUGCAGAAUUAUUCAGUAAGCAUGAUCCUGAAAAGAUUUUCGAAGACUUGCGAGAGAUUGGCCAUGGAUCCUUUGGUGCAGUCUACUAUGCCCGCUGCAAUCUCACCAAAGAAAUUGUGGCCAUCAAGAAGAUGUCAUACUUGGGGAAACAGAGUGAAGAAAAAUGGCAGGAUAUAUUGAAGGAGAUAAAAUUUUUGAAGCAGUUGGACCAUCCAAACACAAUAGAGUACAAGGGUUGUUAUAAACGGGAGCACACGGCAUGGCUUGUUAUGGAGUAUUGUGUUGGCUCUGCCUCCGAUAUUAUUGAGGUCCACAAGCGACCUCUGCGCGAGGAAGAGAUAGCGGCAAUAUGCGAAGGCGUCGUGUGCGGGCUCUCGUAUCUCCACAGCUUGGGCAGGAUCCACCGGGACAUCAAGGCGGGGAACAUAUUGCUGACGGAGAACGGAACAGUCAAGCUGGCCGACUUUGGCAGCGCCAGUAUCAAGUGCCCGGCCAACAGUUUCGUGGGCACGCCGUACUGGAUGGCGCCGGAGGUCAUUCUGGCAAUGGACGAAGGCCAGUACGACGGGAAGGUGGAUGUGUGGUCUCUUGGCAUAACAUGCAUUGAGUUGGCAGAACGCAAACCUCCAUACUUCAAUAUGAAUGCUAUGUCUGCUUUGUACCACAUCGCUCAGAAUGACUCGCCGACCCUACAAGCACCUGAAUGGACGGAUACGUUUCGCUACUUUGUUGAAGCCUGUCUCCAGAAGAACCCUCAAGAUCGACCCUCCUCUACUAAGCUGCUGACUCACCCAUACAUCACCCGGCCCCGUUCACCCAAUGUCUUGGUAGAUCUAAUACAGAGGACGAAGGCCGCUGUUCGGGAUCUAGAUAACCUCAGCUAUAGGAAGAUGAAGAAGAUAUUAAUGGUUGACGCAGAUAAUGAGAGUGCAUUUGGAGACAGUGAAGAGACUGCAGAGGAGCGAUCGGGUGGCGACAGCUCCAAGUCUAAUUCCGCGACUUCGGAACAUAGUGUUGCAGGAGCGUCCAGCCAAAGCUCCUCGUCAGGCAGUCUGCGACGAAGGCCUCACCCUCUCAAUGCUAACCAUCAUGGUCAGCAUCAACAACAACCACAGUACCAGCAAUUUAAUCAUCAGCACUCUACUCAUUCUGCCAGAGAGAGCGAGAGCCCUCUGCCGGCGUCGCACGACGACUACGUGAACAGGGACGCGCUGCGGGACUACGCGAACCGGGACUCGCUGUGCGACGACUACGGCGACGACUACGCGAACCGCGAGGCGAUAAGGGAGGCGCAGCGCGAGCGCGACAGGGAGAGGGAGAGGCAGGCGAACGAGUACAGGGAGUACGUGAACGCCCCGUCCACGUGGCAGCAGGACAGCGGCGACGACAACAGGAACACCCAGCGGCGCGCCACGCACAGGGGUGUGAGCAACAACGUAUCAGCGGCGAUAUCUUUAGUGUCGGAACAUGGCGCUAACAACUUCGCCACUAUACGAACCACCAGUAUUGUCACAAAACAGCAGAAGGAGCACAAUCACGAGACCCACGAGCAGAUGUCGGGCUACAAGCGGAUGCGGCGCGAGCACCAAGCGGCGCUUUUGAAGUUGGAGGAGCGCUGCAAGGCGGACGUGGAUGCCCACAAGGCGCAGCUCGACCGCGAGUACGACGCUCUACUGCAGCAGCUCUCGCGCGACCUCGAACGCCUUCAGACGAAACACGCUCAAGAAUUGGAGCGCAAGCAAAAACAAAACACGGCGGCGGAGAAGAAGCUGAUAAAGGACAUUACCGCGAGGCAGGAGCAAGAGCGCAAGUCGUUCGAGGCACAGCGUAAACGCGAGUAUAAGGCCAACAAGGAGCGCUGGAAAAAGGAACUCAGUAUGGAUGACGCCACACCCAAGCGACAGAGGGAUGCUACUUUACAAUCACAAAAGGACAACCUGAAACAGGCUGAGGAGGCUGAGCAGGCGCGUCUUGUGCGAUCUCAGCGCGAGUACCUAGAACUAGAGCUGAGGCGCUUCCGUCGCCGCCGCAUGCUAGCCACACAUCACAAGGAGCAGGAGUUGCUCAGGGAGGAGCUUAACAAGAGGCAGCAGCAGCUGGAACAAGCUCACGCGAUGCUCUUGCGUCAUCAUGAGAAAACGCAAGAGUUAGAAUAUAGGCAGCAGAAGGGAGUGCAUGCAUUAAGGGAGGAACAGCUUGCCAACCAACACUCCACUGAGUUGGCCAAUCAGCGGGACUACAUGCAGCGGCAAGAACACGAUCUGCGCAAGAAACAUGCUUUACAGCUCAAACAACAACCCAAAAGUCUUAAGCAAAAAGAGAUGCAAAUCCGCAAGCAGUUCCGUGAGACAUGCAAAAUACAGACUCGCCAAUAUAAGGCACUGAAAGCGCAAAUAUUGCAAAUGACCCCCAAGGAACAACAGAAAGAGGUGAUAAAGGCGUUGAAAGAUGAGAAGCGACGCAAGUUAGUGAAGCUAGGCGAACAAUACGACCUGAGCAUCACUGACAUGCUGCAGAAGCAAACCAUCAAACUUGACGAAAGCCAAAUGAUGGAGUGCCAGCAGAAGAAGAUGCAGCUUGAGCACGAGCUCGAUAUGCUGACGGCGUACCAGAGCAAGAGCAAGAUGCAGGCAGAGGCGCAAAGGAACCGUGAGCGCCGCGAGCUAGAGGAGAGAGUUGCCGUGCGCCGCGCCCUUUUAGAGCAAAAGAUGGAGUCUGAGUGCGCUCAGUUCAUGGCCGAGCGGGCAGAGAGGACCCGGCUGAUGCACGAAAGGCACGAGCAAGAGCUCGCCCACUUCGACAACGAGAGUGCCCGUCUCGGCUUCAGCGCUAUGGCGAUCGCGGAAGGCAGCCGGGAGGGCUACGGCGAGGAGGAGCAGUCUUUGUCCGGUUCGAUGCUGUCGCUGGCGCACAGCAACUCGUCGGCCAGCUUUCCGGCCGGCUCGCUC